CUGAAGAAUAGACUGUAUAGAAAUGAAAGUGGGAUGAGAGAGAAAGAGAAACCGAAAAGAAGGAAGGAAGGAAGAAGAAUUUUUGGGGGGGAGAGGGAGAAAGAGAGAGAGAAUGAUUCAAGGUUGAGGUCUGACACAGCCACCACCAGUUCGCAGACCGCCGCCGCCGCCGCCGCCGCUGCAACCUGGCUAUAGCCGUGGUCCACACCACCCUACUAGGGGUUCUGCGAUACUACUGAAAGAUCGACUAUGUUUUCCGGUGUGGAUUCUUGGAAUCCAAACAGAUCGUUUGGAUAGAAAAGGGUUUGAAUUGAAGCUGCGUGAUCCAGCAAGCUAUCAACCAUAUCUGACAUUUAUAUUAGAGAGAGACAGAGAAUCAGGCAAGGAAAUUGUGUAUCUGUGUGUAGAGAUAAAGAGGGGUGUGAGAAAUGGAGCGCGGGAGAGCGGAAGAGGACGUCAAGCAGCAGGAAGACCGCCGUGAUCGGCGGUUGAAUCCCCCGGAGAAUCAACACCUGCCGCAGCAGCAGCAACAGCCGCCUCAGAAGUGCCCUCGUUGCGACUCGCUCAACACCAAGUUCUGCUACUACAACAACUACAGCCUCUCGCAACCUAGGUAUUUUUGCAAGACCUGCAGGAGAUACUGGACCCAAGGCGGAACCCUAAGGAACGUCCCCGUCGGCGGUGGAUGCCGGAAGGGCAAGCGGGCCAAGGCCUCGUCUUCGGUUGGUGGAGAGAAUUCACGAUCGCAUCCGUCGCCGCCGCCACCACUACCAGCACAACCGCUACCAGAUGAUCAGCUCCAAGUGCCCCAAAAACUUGGUAAUCUGUCUGUUGCUCCGAUGGGUUCUUACUAUUCAAGCGAUCAUGGGUUCUUGUCUUCCCUGGCAGCUAUGCAAUCUUUGAUCCAACCACAAGGCCAACAGCCAUUCGGAGGCCAAUUCGGAGGCUCUUCUCAUUUGGCUCAUUUGCAGGGCUUAAAUAUGACAUCUUUUGCCUCACAACAAGCUCAAAACCAACAGAUUCAGCAGGAAGAUGAGUUUUACCAAAUGGGUAGCAGGGAUAAGAACAUAGAAUCAAUCUACCCAUCUGAUCAUCCAAGCCUCCAGAUUCAGCCAAGUAGGCCUUUUUCUUCCUGGAAUCAGACCCUCCUCCACAACACUACAAACCCCAGUGGCGCCACAGCUCCGGCUAGUUUCUGGAACAGCACAGCGGCCGCUGCCUCCAGUGGCACAGCCGGGACUUCUCCUAACCCAAACCAAUGGCCUGAUCUACCGGGCUAUGGCCAUCCUCCAUGAUCAUGAAUCAACACCCAUUCUUCUCCACAAAAUUAAGCUUAAGUUUAUGUGAUGUGGGUAUUGAUGUAAAUGGAGGAAAAUAUAUAUUACAGCGCAGUGGCCAUUUUGCUAUAAUCUAUAAGCUUCUUAUAGAGAGAGAUUUCUGGGUUGGGUUAGGUUGUGUUGUUGAAACUUUUGAUUAAAGUUAACAAGGUUUUAUGUUUGAGCUUUUUUUUGUUUUUUGUUGGGUUGCUUUGAUUCAUCUUUAUAAUGGAUUUAGAAUUGCCAGUAUUUAUUAGAAUAUGUGGGAAAGCUAUGUAUGCAGUGUAGAGUUUGCUUUAUGAUCACUUUGAGCUAAAGCUAGGGUUUGUAGGGCAUGAAAAGCCUACAAGGAGCACUUAUGUGAACAAGUGGGUGACGCUAACCAAAGCCAAUGCCUCUGCAAAAGAAGAAGUUGAUGGAAAAGAUGGUUCGUUUAUGUU
This is a messenger RNA of Diospyros lotus (date-plum), 1756 nucleotides long. Its product is annotated as dof zinc finger protein DOF2.5-like. Gene Ontology annotation, molecular function: DNA binding; DNA-binding transcription factor activity. The coding region runs from base 429 to 1295 and encodes 288 amino acids. Gene Ontology annotation, biological process: regulation of DNA-templated transcription. The transcript has 2 exons. NCBI's taxonomy places the organism in Eukaryota, Viridiplantae, Streptophyta, Magnoliopsida, Ericales, Ebenaceae. The record is from RefSeq and is a predicted model, not a curated record.